UCUCAGAGUCGAAUGGACUGCAUCAGAGCAGCAACAGCCAGAGACAGUGAACUACAGACUGUCAUUGAACUGGUAAGAAAUGGCUGGCCGGCCUACAAAGACAAAGUUCCUGUGAAUGUCCGAGCGUACAUGAAAGUAAAGAACGAGCUGGCAGAGACCAGCGGCCUUCUUAUUCGUGGCUGCAGAAUCGUCAUCCCGAAGUCUGAAAGGGCAGAGAUCCUGAAAAAAAUACACGCUGGACACCAAGGGCUCACAAAAUCCAGAGAGAGAGCUAAUUCAUCUGUUUGGUGGCCUGGUCUUUCAGCAGAGUUAAAGAACACAGUGAUGCAAUGUCAGACCUGUCAGGAACAGAGGCGUACUCAACAGAAGGAACCACUCAUCUCUACCCCUUUGCCAGGGCGUCCAUGGAAAAGAAUCGGGUUGGAUCUCUGUGAAUACAACAAAAAUAUUUACCUCGUAGUAUCAGACUACUACUCCCGUUUCUUGGAAAUACUACAUCUGCCAUCCACCACAAGCUUCCAAGUUAUUCAGAGACUGAAGGCCACAUUCGCCAGAUUUGGAAUUCCAGAUGAAGUGGUGAGUGACAAUGGACCUCAAUUUUCCAGUGUUGAAUUCACGGAAUUCGCAAAAGAAAUGGAUUUCAGACACUUAACAUCAAGUCCUCACCACCCCCAAGGAAACGGCCAAGCAGAGAGAGCGGUGCAAACUGCUAAGAAGAUUCUCAGACAGGAGGAUCCACUCAUCGCUCUCAUGUGCUACAGGUCAACCCCGUGCUCAUCAACAGGAGUCAGCCCUGCAGAGCUUCUUAUGGGAAGAAAGAUUCGCACAACACUUCUCACCUUGGAAAAGAACCUUCAACCAAAGUGGCCAGAUAGAAAGGCUGUUUUCCAAAGAGACGCAGCGGAGAAGACCAAACAAGCUUUCUACUACAACCGUCGUCACGGUGCCAAGCCUCUUCCUGCUCUUCGUCCAGGGGACACAGUUGUUACCAAGCUGGAUCAGGAAAAGAACUGGUCAACACCAGCCGUCGUUUCAAAGGAGAUCAUUACUCCACGAUCAUACCUCCUGGAAACACCACAGGGAGUGGUGUUCCG
Messenger RNA from Oryzias melastigma (Indian medaka), 1094 nucleotides. RefSeq lists its product as uncharacterized. The record is from RefSeq and is a predicted model, not a curated record. Gene Ontology annotation, molecular function: nucleic acid binding. NCBI's taxonomy places the organism in Eukaryota, Metazoa, Chordata, Actinopteri, Beloniformes, Adrianichthyidae. Gene Ontology annotation, biological process: DNA integration.